This is a messenger RNA of Ascochyta rabiei, 444 nucleotides long. RefSeq lists its product as uncharacterized. The record is from RefSeq and is a predicted model, not a curated record. The transcript has 2 exons. Gene Ontology annotation, cellular component: membrane. NCBI's taxonomy places the organism in Eukaryota, Fungi, Ascomycota, Dothideomycetes, Pleosporales, Didymellaceae. Bases 1 to 444 code for a protein of 147 amino acids.
AUGGCUUCCGUUGCAGUAGGCCUCGACCGAACCAGGCUCCUCAAGCCACUCAUCGUGCUGGCAGGAUGGACUUUCGUGCAGGAGGCCUGGAUGUACGCGACCCGGAUUCCUGCCAUGUCCAAGUACAACAUCAACCCCGACGAGAAGACGGUCAGCGGUGAUAUGAAGACCAAGAUCCCUAUCGAGGUCCGCCGCAUUGCCGACAACUACAACCACUUGCACGAGCAGCCGCAAGUCUUCUAUGCCGUUGCUAUUACUCUUGCUCUGCUUGGUGACAACCACGAGUACACCUACCUUGCUGCCUGGGGCUACACUGGGCUGAGAAUCGUACAUUCCGUGUUCCAGAGUCUGAUCAACAAGGUGCUUGUCAGGUUCUACAUCUUCGGCACCAGCUCCGUUGUGCUGGCAGGUCUCACUGGCCGUGCUGCGACACUGCUUUUCUGA